Paraglomus occultum is the source of this 1365-nucleotide messenger RNA. The record is from the annotation of a GenBank genome assembly. NCBI's taxonomy places the organism in Eukaryota, Fungi, Glomeromycota, Glomeromycetes, Paraglomerales, Paraglomeraceae.
AUGCAUUCCAAACCAGCUGAUAUUACACUACAAGACUAUAUUCGUCAAAUUACCCAAAAUCUCGCGUUCAAAUCGAACGAGGCGACAUGUGCUGUAAAUACAUGCACAACGGAAAUCCCAUACAAACAGAACCACGUAUUAGACAGUACGCGCGAGAAUCUCGAAUGGAGAAAACGUGCACUGGCAGAAAUAGAAUCUCUUAAACAAAAGUUAUCUAUUGCCGAACUUGAAAUAGAAUCAAAGAAUCAACUUUUGAAAAGGCGUAAAACAAAAACAGAGCCGGAAUCAGAUUGUGAUCCGAGUAUGACUCGUACUUGUCCAGAGGCAACUCAAGUUCUAAAAACAUGCAUCGAUGAUGAUAACUGGGCCACAUUUAGCGAUAUCGAAUUUCCCUUUAUUUACCACGACGUAUCACAUGCAACAUCCUUUCUUCAAUACAUACAAUCAUUCAAUAUCCACUAUUCAUCAUUUCGCCAGACAGCAUCGGCCGCGUCAAUCGAUGCCAUGCAAAGGGCAAUAGAGAAAAUUAUUUCUUUCAUGGAAGUUAAGAUUGAAAGUAUGGUCGUCCAAGAAACUAGAAAAAUGGAGACAAAGUUGAAACGAGCUCAAGGACAAAUUGAAAAAACUGGUGAGAAAAGAGCGGAAGCAGGGAAAGAAGGGAGUUAUUCCACAUCACCAACCAAAGGAGACGAAGAAAAAGAGAAUCAAUUCGAGAUUAUUUUCGAAACGUGUCUGAAAAGAUUUGGUGACACUAUAAGAAAGCUCUGCGUUAUCGUACCGGUCACACACUUUCCCUACCAGUCACUCCAUUCUACCCUUCCUCGUUUGAUCUCGCUCCUUUAUCCUCUGUCAUUUCUUAACCAUCAUUGCUGUUUCAACUUGCUGCAAAAUCUGCAGCGCGAUCCACGAGAAUGUUUAGUUAGAAUGAUUGUGGACAUCGGAACGUUUGAUGGAAGUAUUGGGAAGAGUAUAGUAGAGACCGUUAUUCAUGAGAUGACGAUUAUCUGUGAAGGAAGGGGACAAGAAAAGAUCGAGGAUAGGGAGGAAGAAAGUAAGGGAGAUUAUCAUGGCGCCACCUCAGAAAAUGAGGAGGAAAUGAUGUGGAUUGUAGACAAUACAUGUUUUUAUUUAUUAUGGAUCCUUGAAGAAAGCUCUCCUACUUGGUGGACAGCAACCUCCGUGCAACAGUUACUUUCUCUGUUGUCUCAGUCUGUAAUGAUCAACAUCACCUCCGCCGAGUCGCAUACGCUUUUAAACGCUACAUUUGAGAAAUACCUUUGGAGUUUAUGCGAAAAAGUAUGGAUAGAUGUGGAUGAGUUUGCAACUGCGGAUUAUAUCGUUGAUAGUCGCAUUGGACAAGACUGA